AGCAGAGAAUCAACCAACCGAAUGUGACACGUGACCUUUCAAAGUCAACGAGAAAUUCGGUUCAGGUUUGUAUUUUUCAGAAUGAGUGCUGCCCACUCAUAAUUUUGGAUUGAUUGAAACAAGAAAAUAAUUCUCGCAUCGUUCGGAAUUCGUCACUAACCGGACCCAACACUAACAACCACUGAAUCAUAAAAUUAAUAACCUGCUCACCACCGAGGUUGAGCUGGACAAACAAACACGAACCGAGUUCAGUAUGUGCGCAUCAGUCGCGGAGAACGAACAUGGAAGUAAACGUUAUUGGUCUGGCGUUGGUGCUAACGCUGUUUUGGUUUAUCUAUCGCUGGCUUACCAAAAAUCAUGAUUACUUUCGCGAUAAGCCAAUUCCUUCGCUGGCGGCAGUUCCGUUUUUCGGCAGCACUGCAGAUAUUAUGUUGAAGAGGCUAUCUAUGCACGAUUAUGUUAAACAAGUUUACGAUAAGUUUGCCGGUGUGAAAGUAUUUGGAUUGUUUGAUACUAACAGUCGUACCUUCGUGAUUACCGAUCUGGACCUGAUCAAGCAAAUUUCCGUAAAAGAUUUCGAUUAUUUUACUGAUCGACGCCCAAUGUUUGGCAUGAACGAUAACGACAACCCGAACGUAUUGUUCAACAAAGUUCUGUUCUCACUGAAGGGUCAAAAGUGGCGAGAUAUGCGGUCUACUCUGAGCCCAGCUUUUACGGGUAGCAAAAUGCGUGCGAUGUUCGAGCUAAUCGCACAGUACAGUAGUGGAAUGAUUCAAACGUUACGUUCAAAAGCAGAAAAAGAGGGAUUCAUUGAUGGAGAAAUAAAGGAUCUGUUCUCACGGAUUGCAACCGAUAUUAUAGCAAGUUGUGCCUUUGGACUGCAGGUGGACUCCAUUCAUGACCCAGGAAACGAUUUCUUUGCGACGGGAAGCUCCAUGAUCAACUUUUUCAGAACUUCUAUCAUAUUGAGAGUAAUGUGCUUUGCAUUUUUUCCAAGAAUCAUGGAAAAGCUGGGCAUUGAUGUAAUUGAAAGAAAGCACAUACAUUUCUUUUCGAAGAUCGUCAAAGAAGCGAUGCAAAAUAGAGAAGCCCAUGGAAUCGUGCGGCCAGACAUGAUUCAUUUGUUAAUGAUGGCAAAGAAGGGCGUUCUAAAGGCUCAGCAUGAAACGACAGCAGAAAAUGAAGGUUUUGCAACAGUCCUCGAAUCAGACAUUGGAAAAGCAUCGCACAACAAAACUCUAACAGAUCCGGAAAUCACAGCACAGUGCAUGCUGUUCUUCCUCGCCGGGUUCGAAGGAAUAGCAUCCGGCAUGACCUUUAUUGCGUACGAACUGGCGUUGAGUCCCGAAGUUCAAGAGAAACUUUACCAAGAGAUUGUCGAAACCAACAAACAAUUGAAAGGACAACCACUAUCGUACGAUGUUUUGCAAUCGAUGAAGUAUCUCGAUAUGGUCCUAUCGGAAACGCUAAGAAUGUGGCCAAAUCCGAUGAUCGAUAGAUACUGCGUCAAAGAUUAUACGCUGGACGCGGGAGAUGGACUGAAGUUUACUAUCGACCAAGGUACCUGCGUGUGGUUCCCGGUAUACGGAAUCCAUUUCGAUCCGAAGUAUUACCCCAAUCCAACCAAAUUUGACCCGGAACGAUUCAGCGAAGCAAACCGAGCCCAAUUCAACAUGGCAGCGUACAUGCCGUUCGGGGUUGGUCCCAGAAACUGUAUUGGGUCCCGGUUUGCCCUGAUGGAGAUUAAGGCAAUUAUGUACCAGCUGUUGUUGAAUUUCAGCAUCGAACCAACAGAGCAAACGCGAAUCCCGCUUAAACUGGCACCCGGAUUGUUCCCGAAUAUUAGACAGCAUCUCAGGUUGAAGUUGAGGCAGUUAUGAAAUUUAAUUGGACCAAUUAAAAGUGAAAUUUGAAACUAUUUUUUCUGAAUAAAUUAUCUUGCUACAUCAUUCUUAGCGAUUCAGUUAA
Molecule: messenger RNA, 1968 nt
Organism: Wyeomyia smithii (pitcher-plant mosquito)
Lineage: Eukaryota; Metazoa; Arthropoda; Insecta; Diptera; Culicidae
Product: probable cytochrome P450 9f2
Exons: 2
Coding region: 282-1880 (532 amino acids)
Molecular function (GO): iron ion binding; oxidoreductase activity, acting on paired donors, with incorporation or reduction of molecular oxygen; monooxygenase activity
Source: RefSeq, a predicted model, not a curated record